UGUAUGGGCAAGCAUUUUUUUUGUUUGUUUUUGGAGUCGGAAGAGCACAACUGCUAGCACUGACAACAACACUUCACCCACCUGUGUACCGAAGCACAACUACUGUAGCUACCCACCUAAAGUCAUCUGAGAGAAGAGCGAGAGAGGGACAACACACCCAUCGAACACAGGCCUGGUCGGUCUCCAUUCCACAGCUCUGCUCUGGACCAUGGUCCGUCAUACCACCUGUAUCAUGAGCAUCCCUUCCACUGCCAGCAUUGAGAGCCAGCUGCCCACAACAUGGAGCUCCUACCCCUGCCCAGACAUUUCCACAGUGAUGCCCGGUUACACCAGUAGCCUGUGGUCCCAGGACUACAAGCCUCAGUAUUGGUCAAAGUACCUGGUGUGGCAGUGGCUCCAGCAGAUGGUGGACAUGCACCAGAUUGACGCUGCCAGCAUCCACUUCCAGAACUUUGACGUGGACGGCCGUCAACUGUGCAGCAUGACCUACCAGGACUUUACACGCGCCGCGGGCACUGUGGGGCCUAUCCUCUACCAAAGCCUCAACGAGCUCAAAUGGAGUGGACAGCAUCCUGGUGUGGAGUUUAACCCACUGGACAUUAUCAAAUCAGAGCCAGAUGACUUCCCUUGUUCAUUCCCAGAACCUAGCAUAUAUCCUGCAGACAUUUUUGAUCCCUCAUGUCAAUGCCUCGCACCUGUGGCAUCGCUCACUAUCUCAAGUCCAGACACAAAGAAAUCUCACAGUCGCCCUCAUCAGAUCAAAAAGCACAGCCCCCGGGGAACCCACCUGUGGGAGUUCAUUAGGGACAUUCUGCUGAACCCAGAGUGGAACUCAGGCCUGCUCAAGUGGGAGGACCGGACAGAUGGCGUGUUCCGUUUCCUCAAGUCAGAGGCUGUUGCUCAGCUGUGGGGCAAGAAGAAGAACAACAGCAGCAUGACCUACGAGAAGCUCAGCCGAGCUAUGAGAUAUUACUACAAACAGGAAAUCCUGGAACACGUGGAUGGCCGAAGGCUGGUCUACAAGUUUGGAAAAAAUGCACAAGGAUGGAGGGAGUCAGAAAAGUAAAGGAGUCUGGAGGACACCUCUCCACUAUUUUGUGCCUUUUUUGUGCCUUUUUUUUGCCUGUCUAUUUAUGUUUGUUUUUGAUUUUAAUGUGUUACUGUGAUGUUUUACAAAGAGGAGCAGAAUGCCUUGUUGCAACUCUUGACAUUUGUGGGAGGUUUUGUAUGAUAUGUUUACAUUUGGUUAAGAAAGACUACAUUUUACAUUUAAUUGCUUACCCAGCUAGCACAUAACGUUCUGAGAACCAAAUGUUUCUUAGAGCUUGGUGACAGCGGGGUUGUCAUAUGGUUAUUUUGCAUACAACCUUCCUACAACUUUCUGGGAAUGGUGCAGGAUAGUUGCUUGACUGUGGAACAUUCUCGGCACAUUUAAGGAACUUGAAUUUGUAAAAAUAAUUAUCUUGCUAUUUCAUUACUUUAACUGAAUGUUUCCUAAAAGUUCAAACAUGGUUGGAUUUAAUGUACAUUUUGGUAAUGUUCUAGGAAUGUUCUACAACUAGUUUGACAUUGGGAAUGUUCUCAAAUAGUUCAGAGAAUGUUAAGAAACAACAGUCUUCUGUAGGAAUUUCAGCAUAACGUUAUCUUCAGCAUAACGUUUUCUGCAGGUUUCCUCACGGGUAUUUUUAAAGUCAUGUUCUCAGAACGUUAAGAAAAUGUUCCAUAAAAACCACAAGAACAUUAGUAAUGUUCAAAUAACUUUCUAAGAAUGUUAUUCGAAAAAAUACAAUACUUAGCAUCAACAAAACUGUCUUUAUCCUCUAUCUUGUUAAGUGUGUUCAGGUGUAUUGGCCUUGCCCACUUAUUGGUCAGACCUGAUCUUUAUUAAUGUUUGUUUCCUUUCAAAUUGGGUCUGUUUGAAUAGACUAAAAUGAACAUGGCAUGCUAGCUUCAUCCUGGUUGCGCAGUGGAGAAAUUACAUGGAUAGAGAACCGAAGACUAUAGGUACUGAAUUUCACUAACGUUGUGCUACAACAAAAAAUACAUGUGUUUGCAAAUUAAUUUCUGUGUCCUAUCUAGGGUUGCAAAGGGAAGGUAUUUUACUGGAAACUUUCUAAGUUUACCAGUAAACUACCAGAAUUUUGACAUCUUUAAAUUAUGUAAUCUACCACAAGAUACUGUAUCUAUUGGUCUUUUGGGGGUAUUUCAUAAUAUCACCGGUGUCUGUAAUUAUCUCUGUCCUGUUUUCUGGCCUUAUUACAUGGAAAAUAUAUUAAAUAAUUAAAUACAAUUAUUUAAAAAUAAAAUGAAUGAGAAAGCUGUAAAAUAUCAUCCUAAAUAUAAACCAUCCAACUUAGCGAAUACCAUUGGUGCAUUUUUAUUUAUUUUACUACGUCAACAUGUAUUUUUUUGUGAAUGUUUUUGCCUCAAACUGGUGAAAGUUGUGAUUAGAUGUUGAUUAGAUGCUUUUUGAUUAGAUGCUUGUUGAUUAGAUGCUUUUCUAGGCUAUUUUCUCUUCACCCAUAUGGUGUAUCUAUUAGAAACUCAUGGACAAUAUGGACACAGAUUUUUAAUACAUUGCAAAAAUUUGUAAAAACCUGUUUUUGCUUUUUUCAUUAUGGGGUAUUGUGUGUAGAUUGAUGAGGGGGGAAAACGAUUUAAUCAAUAAAGGUGUCUGAAUACUUUUCAA
This is a messenger RNA of Salvelinus fontinalis (brook trout), 2689 nucleotides long. Its product is annotated as ETS homologous factor-like. Gene Ontology annotation, cellular component: nucleus. Gene Ontology annotation, molecular function: DNA-binding transcription factor activity, RNA polymerase II-specific; sequence-specific DNA binding. The transcript is spliced from 9 exons. The coding region runs from base 209 to 1066 and encodes 285 amino acids. Gene Ontology annotation, biological process: cell differentiation; regulation of transcription by RNA polymerase II. The record is from RefSeq and is a predicted model, not a curated record. Lineage: Eukaryota; Metazoa; Chordata; Actinopteri; Salmoniformes; Salmonidae.